UCCGCCAUCACAGUCUCCACCACCGCUGUUCCUUCCAGCCGCGAACGAUGCAAAUGAAGCCAAGUUACCCCAGCUCAGGACAGGAGUUCUCGUCUCUUCUCUCUAUUACACUCUGGGAGAAGGAAGUGGGAAGAGGAAACAGGCCUCCACGCCCGUCCCUCGGGCCUUUUCCUUUGCCUCUCCAGCCCUCACCACACCCCCUACCCCCACCCAGGCGGAAACGAAGCCACAUUCGCCCUGAGAGAGGCGGAGCCACCUAACUCUAGUCCGGUUCUCGCGAGUCCUGGAACUCUCGCGAGAUCCAACGCCCGACUUGUGCGCCCGGGAAACCCCGUCGCUCCCUUUCCCCUGGCUGGCAGCGCGGAGGCCGCACGAUGCCUGGAGUUACUGUAAAAGACGUGAACCAGCAGGAGUUCGUCAGAGCUCUGGCAGCCUUCCUCAAAAAGUCCGGGAAGCUGAAAGUCCCAGAAUGGGUAGACACAGUCAAGCUGGCCAAGCAUAAGGAGCUGGCUCCCUACGAUGAGAACUGGUUCUACACACGAGCUGCUUCCACAGCACGGCACCUGUACCUCCGGGGCGGCGCUGGGGUUGGCUCUAUGACCAAGAUCUACGGGGGACGUCAGAGAAAUGGCGUCAUGCCCAGCCACUUCAGCCGAGGCUCCAAGAGUGUGGCUCGCAGGGUCCUGCAAGCCCUGGAGGGGCUGAAAAUGGUGGAAAAGGAUCAAGAUGGAGGCCGCAAACUGACACCUCAGGGACAGAGAGAUCUGGACAGAAUUGCCGGACAGGUGGCAGCUGCCAACAAGAAGCAUUAGAACAAAUUAUGCUGGGUUAAUAAAUUGCCUCAUUCGUAA
Messenger RNA from Microcebus murinus (gray mouse lemur), 851 nucleotides. RefSeq names its product ribosomal protein S19 (gene RPS19). Gene Ontology annotation, cellular component: ribosome; cytosolic small ribosomal subunit. Gene Ontology annotation, molecular function: structural constituent of ribosome; RNA binding. Lineage: Eukaryota; Metazoa; Chordata; Mammalia; Primates; Cheirogaleidae. Gene Ontology annotation, biological process: translation; ribosomal small subunit assembly. The record is from RefSeq and is a predicted model, not a curated record.